Messenger RNA from Phytophthora nicotianae INRA-310, 126 nucleotides. RefSeq lists its product as hypothetical. The record is from RefSeq and is a predicted model, not a curated record. The transcript is spliced from 3 exons. The coding region runs from base 1 to 126 and encodes 41 amino acids. NCBI's taxonomy places the organism in Eukaryota, Oomycota, Peronosporomycetes, Peronosporales, Peronosporaceae.
AUGGGGUUCGUCAAGAUGCUGUUCCGUUGUUCGGCGCGUGCAGCAGCCGGUAAAGUCUGUCUGCCCAUUAAACACGAGUGCAAUAAGGACUCGAAUAGAACGUGGCUAGCCACUGACCGACUUUGA